Racocetra fulgida is the source of this 212-nucleotide messenger RNA. NCBI's taxonomy places the organism in Eukaryota, Fungi, Glomeromycota, Glomeromycetes, Diversisporales, Gigasporaceae. The record is from the annotation of a GenBank genome assembly.
AGGCAUUAUUACCGCAUAGUGCAAAGUUAUUUCGAAAACUCCAAGCCGGAGGGAUGGAGUUUUCGAAAAUAUAUCGAAUUCUUGGUACAAAAAGGGGUCACAAACUUCCGGUUAUCUCCCAAAAAGAAAUAUAUACCAUGUGGCUUGAACAAUAUUUGGAGAAAGAGUCCAUUUCCGCUCAAAGAUACCUGGCCCUCAAAAACGAGGCAAAG